ACAAUUCAGAACAAUUGCAUUGCCAAUAGAAAGGAAUUGGCGGUUUAUUUUGAAAAUCUUUUGAGAGAUGAAUGAUGAAAACAAUUCCUUAUCUGAACAACUUAUUUUAGGAGAAGCACUAUUGGAAAAGUAUUUUGGUCAAGAUAAAGUAUUAUUUGAUCAAAUCACUAUGGAAGAGGAGUCUCACAACAACCGUGUUUUGAAAGAAAACAGGGGUCCCUUGUCUUCAAAUAUUCAAGAAAAAGUAGAAAACUUGAAUAGGUUCUUAUUGGCAGUUGGUUAUACUCCAAAACAAGUUAUAGAACAACACAGUGACCAAGAAGCCGCGUUGGAAUCUGCUAUUCAGUUGAUUUACGAGUUGAUACAAAGAGAACAAAAACAAAAGAAACAACAAGAGGAAUGGCUAUUGAGCUUCCAACAGUUGGAAACGAAAUAUAAACAUACUCAACGAUGGGUAGAAAAACUGCAAAGAAGAAUAGAAGAAAAGGAUAAACAAUAUCAUGUUGCCAAGACUAAAGAUGAGAGACAGAUUCGUGAAUUAGAACAACAGCUACAAAAAUGUAUGGAAGAGUGUACCGAAUGGAAGAUAAAAACUGCCAACUGGGAGCAGUUACAAUUACAGUUUGGUUUUGAAUUGAGAAAGAAGGACAACGAAUAUCAACGUUUGCAACAGAAAUUACAGCAAAUCAUGCAACAACACUCAAAAGUUGGCAACAAUAGAAAGGGAGAGAAUGGAAUAUCUUUAUAUGGGAGACAAUUACAAUCAUCAUUGGAAAGCAAAGGAUUAUGUGGGGAAGAUUGGCUAGAGAAGGAAGCAUAUCAUAUGAUAGAAACUUGUUUCCAAGAUAGAAUUCAAAAGCUGCAACGAGAUAAUGAAUCUCUACAGAAUUUCAUCCAUGAGAUAUAUCAAAAGAUGGAAAGUAAGCUCUGUUAUGAGUCAACUCAUACACAAAAUAGCGAAUGGGAAGAUGAAGAACAUGCGCAUACUCCUUUACGUUGGAAGCUUGAGUUGCCUUUUGAAGAAGCAAAAGAAGAUAUUCAAAAGUACUUUGAUGAAAAACUUGACCAACUCUUAUCUAUGGGUACUCUUUUAUGGAAGAAACAAGAAAUACAAAAGACAUCGAAAAGGAAUGAAAAUCAGGAUGGUUCGCAAUUGGCUUCACAAGUAGCCAUUGUUCAUUCCAAUGAAAGUACUCUAUAUUCCAAAGAUGGUUGGAAAGAACAAAUUGGACAAUCAUCUGAUGAGUUUAUUUAUCAAAUGGAACCAAAAGAUGAUUCAUUAUCAGCUUUUGUUGAAGAUAAGGAUGAAAGUAGUCUACAUAAUCUGAAUGAAUCACAAGAAACAGAUAAUAUAUAUAUACCAAAUGUCGAAAGAUGUACAUUAGAUGAAGCCAAUGCUGACGAAGAAGAAAACUUGGACGAUUAUCUUGGAUAAUAUCAAAUAUAUAUAUAUAUAUAUAUAUAUAUAUAUAUAUAUAUAUAUAUAUAUGAAAAGGAAUGGCCAUUCUCUUUAUCAUAUUCUUAACAAAUCAUAAAAAGAAUUUACUUUUCAAUCACUUUUUGAUUUUCCCCGAUUUCUUUCUAGUCCAUUGGAACUUUCCUUUUUGUAAGGAACUAACGAACAU
Galdieria sulphuraria is the source of this 1625-nucleotide messenger RNA. RefSeq lists its product as uncharacterized. The transcript has a single exon. The record is from RefSeq and is a predicted model, not a curated record. Bases 68 to 1435 code for a protein of 455 amino acids. Lineage: Eukaryota; Rhodophyta; Bangiophyceae; Galdieriales; Galdieriaceae.